AUGCACUUCAAGAUUGGGGAACCUGUUAUGCUGCUUCGAAACAUCGAUCCACCAAAGCUUUGCAAUGGUACACGCCUUAUCAUAAAGAAGAUGAUGCCAAAAGUCUUGGAGACAAAAGAUUUGACUGGUAAAGCAAGCGAUGAAGCUAUAUUCAUUCCUAGAAUUCCACUUAUUCCCUCAGAUAUGCAUUUGCAGUACAUGCGCCUGAAAUUCCGGUUGAAAAUGAGCUUUGCAAUGAGCAUUAAUAAGGCCCAGGAGCAGUGUUUGGAUGUUGUAGGUCUGAACUUUGGAGAACCAGUUUUCUCCUAUGACCAACUUUAUGUGGGAUGCUCAAGAGUCGGAAAUCCUAAUGAUUUGUUCUUUUAUGCCCCACAAGGAAAGACCAAACCUGUUGUUUAUCAAGCUCUGCAAACUUAA
This is a messenger RNA of Octopus bimaculoides (California two-spot octopus), 417 nucleotides long. RefSeq names its product ATP-dependent DNA helicase PIF6. Gene Ontology annotation, biological process: DNA replication. NCBI's taxonomy places the organism in Eukaryota, Metazoa, Mollusca, Cephalopoda, Octopoda, Octopodidae. Gene Ontology annotation, cellular component: replication fork. The record is from RefSeq and is a predicted model, not a curated record.